Messenger RNA from Engraulis encrasicolus (European anchovy), 612 nucleotides. RefSeq names its product serine/arginine repetitive matrix protein 2-like. The record is from RefSeq and is a predicted model, not a curated record. The coding region runs from base 43 to 612 and encodes 189 amino acids. The transcript has 7 exons. Lineage: Eukaryota; Metazoa; Chordata; Actinopteri; Clupeiformes; Engraulidae.
UAUGAAGACACUCAGGAGAAUGUGGUGACAUAAAGAACAAGGAUGGAGGAGUCUGUCUCUGAGGGGAGACCUCCCUCUCCUGCACCCACCUGUGUGUCCAUGAAGAGCGAUCAGUCCAAGGCUUCAGGCAUUAAUUUCAAAGGACCAGACUCUUCACCCGAACAGAUGGAGGAGUCUGUCUCUGAGGGGAGACCUCCCUCUCCUGCACCCACCUGUGUGUCCAUGAAGAGUUAUCAGUCCAAGACUUCAGGAAUUAAUUUCAAAGGACCAGACUCUUCACCCAAACAGAUGGAGGAGUCUGUCUCUGAGGGGAGACCUCCCUCUCCUGCACCCACCUGUGUGUCCAUGAAGAGUUAUCAGUCCAAGACUUCAGGAAUUAAUUUCAAAGGACCAGACUCUUCACCCAAACAAUUCAUGUCACAGAGAUCACAGUCAUCUGCACAGAGCUCGGUGUCAUUGAGGAGUGACAGGUCAAAAGAUGGUGGCCUUCCACACUUCCGUGAGGAUCCCAUGUCAUCUUACCAAAGAAAGCCAAAGAAAGGUACCAGUGUUCAGCAUGAGCAAGAGAGUCUUACUCAUGUAUUCCAGGGAAUGGAACGCCCUCGCAUGUAG